Chaetura pelagica (chimney swift) is the source of this 1101-nucleotide messenger RNA. It is a transcript of the gene NSUN3, whose product is annotated as NOP2/Sun domain family, member 3. Gene Ontology annotation, biological process: rRNA methylation. Lineage: Eukaryota; Metazoa; Chordata; Aves; Apodiformes; Apodidae. The transcript has 7 exons. The record is from RefSeq and is a predicted model, not a curated record. Gene Ontology annotation, molecular function: methyltransferase activity. Bases 1 to 1101 code for a protein of 366 amino acids. Gene Ontology annotation, cellular component: mitochondrial large ribosomal subunit.
AUGGAAGCAGCAAGGAACCUGCAGGGAGGCCUGCGAGGUCUCCAUUUUGCAAACCGGCGCUUUGUCAGGACUCCGAUUGAAACGUUAAAUAAGCUUUCAAAUGUGAGGCUUGAAAAUCAAACAGAUGGGAAACAUCAAAAGCAGAUUUGUCAAGUCGUUCUGGAUCAUUUUGAGAAGCAGUACACAAGGGAACUGGGAGAUGCAUGGACCAGUGUGAGAGAUGUACUCACAUGCCCGUGGUGCUGGCAGUACGCCAUCCUGCUUAACAAGUUCAGCCAAUCUCCUGAGCUGGAGAACACCUUGCGUUUGAAGGGAUAUCAUCCUGCCUUUCAAGGACCUUUGCCCUAUCUUCCCUCAUCGCUGAAGUGUUACAUCAGGAGAACUCCAGGGAAGUUCCCUGCACAAAAACACCAGGCUGGUAAACUGAAGGAGUAUUACCUGCUGAAUGCUGCUUCACUGUUGCCAGUGUUGGCGUUAGAAGUGAAAGACGGGGAAGAUGUCCUGGAUCUCUGUGCUGCACCAGGGGGUAAAUCAGUAGCUAUACUGCAGUGUGCCUAUCCAGGUCAGUUUCACUGUAAUGAAUAUGAUGAUUUGAGGUCAAGAUGGCUGGAACAGACAAUAGAAUCCUUCAUCCCACAUCCUUUGAUUGACUUAGUAACAGUCUCUAAACUGGAUGGUAGACAAUUUGGAGAUCUAAAUCCCAAAUUAUAUGACAAGGUCCUGGUUGAUGCUCCUUGUUCAAAUGACAGAAGUUGGCUGUUCUCUUCUGAUAUUCAGCAAGUUACUCUCAGGCUAAUACAAAGGAAGGAGUUAUCGUCUCUACAGUUCCAGCUACUGAGGUCUGCUCUUAAAGCGUUGCGUCCUGGCGGAUCAUUGGUCUACUCUACAUGCACUCUCUCAAAGGCAGAAAACAGCGAUGUAAUAAAUCUCAUUCUAAACUCCUGUAGUAAUGUUGUGCCUGUAGACAUAAGUGAAAUGGCCAAAGCUGUUUCUCAGGAGUUCACUUUUCUCAGUGGUACACAACGGCAUGAACUUAUGGUCCUCCCAGAGAAGGGGAGAACAUGGGGCCCAAUGUACAUAGCUAAAUUAAAGAAAGCAUAG